Cladophialophora yegresii CBS 114405 is the source of this 600-nucleotide messenger RNA. RefSeq lists its product as uncharacterized. The record is from RefSeq and is a predicted model, not a curated record. NCBI's taxonomy places the organism in Eukaryota, Fungi, Ascomycota, Eurotiomycetes, Chaetothyriales, Herpotrichiellaceae. The transcript has 3 exons. Bases 1 to 600 code for a protein of 199 amino acids.
AUGGAGGUGGACAUCAGUACUGACAUGGUACAGAUCGAUCUCUGUGCUUCUGAUCGCUCUUUCGCCUUCACCAUUGUGCUCUUUGCUUUCCUCAAGGCCACAGAUGCGUACGGCACCGCCAACGUCUGGCAAUGGUGCAAGAACUCCGACGUGUAUUGUGCUACCGUCCAGGGCUGUGCUCCCGGAACUGCCCCAGGCCAGUGUCCGGGCGUCCAAUGGCACAAGCUAGACCAUGGCGGUAACAUCACGGUCAAGUUCGACGAUAGACCGUCAGGCACCGGCAUUACCAUUAUGUGCACCCGAGACCUCAACGCCUCUCCAAUCCGCGUGACCCAGCUGGAAUGGACAUGGGAGCAGGGCCAAGGCUUGGUCUACUUUGACGUCAGUAAUGUUGCCGGCACUCCUUUUGUCGACGAGGGCUUCCUGCUGCAUUCCUUUGACGCCAGGGACCUGGACAAGACCAAGAACCGCUGCUUCGACGCUUGGUGUGACAAGAACGACGCGUCGUGCAACGGGGUAUAUGAGGUUUGGAACGACGACGAGAAGGCCAUGAGGUCUUGCUAUGACGACGCCAUUCUGGGGUUGCAGUUGUGUCACUGA